Molecule: messenger RNA, 990 nt
Organism: Australozyma saopauloensis
Lineage: Eukaryota; Fungi; Ascomycota; Pichiomycetes; Serinales; Metschnikowiaceae
Exons: 1
Coding region: 1-990 (329 amino acids)
Source: RefSeq, a predicted model, not a curated record
AUGAAUGAGAAAACUAUCUCGUGUGAUUUUUCUUCCAAUCUAUUGACCCGCUGUUUAUGGACACUGUUGAAGUUGUUCCGGUUGUUUUCUGACUGUGUAUGUGCAGAUGUGAUGAGUGCGAUGGCAUCUCCAUGUCAACUGUACGUCAUGUCCACCCCAUUGUUUAAGCGAAAAAAUGUUCGUGGAACACGCAGAAAAAGACCUGAUUUGGAUUCCAAUGACUUGGAAGGUCUGACUCUGUUCGGUGUGUUGAACAAACCGGAACAAUUAUCUCAAAAUGCGCUGAAAUGGGCACGAUAUGCUUCACUACAAAAGAUUGAUGGGGAUGUACCUCAGCAGGUUGAUACAGGCGGUUUGCCAAAUACUAUGGAUUCUAAGUUGGAUGAUCUAAAAACACAAUUGGCGGAGGAGUUCGGGGAGGAACCACCGCAGGUCUCUAUGGUUUUGGAAGGAGAGCUGGUUCUUGAACAUCCACCCACAAACAAUUUGGCCUACACAACACUCACUGUUGAAAAUUUAGAAGACGCAGUCAAAUCAAGCAGUUUAGCCAAUAAGAGCACCAACACAUUCGUAUUGAAGGAACUGCACUUCAGAGACUCGCCAUUGCAGCCAAUUAACUUGGAAAGUGAGUAUGCAGAUGCCUAUGGCAAUGUUUCUGACGAGGAUAGAAGGGACGAUAAAAAACCAGAUGAAGAAGAUGACUACGAUGACAAUAUAGUGGAUUUGAAUGAUGGAGCGGUCCUUCCCUCGAGACACAGCGAGUUCUAUGAUCUGGAGGUUUCCUUUGAUGAUGAGCAGCUGGACGAUGAUCAUAUGCGUCUUCCUGAAUUGGAAGCUGUCAAGUUGGAUCUCAAAACUCAGAUUGAGCGACUUGAAUAUAGCAUCAAGCUUCGCUCAGAGAAACUCGAGAACAUAAAUAAGUCGCUUACAGAUGCUCAAGCUAGACGGGAGGUUAUUUUGCAAAGACUUUUGAAUUUGAGUAUUUCUUGA